GACAAAGGGACUGUCUCCUUAUGAGAUAGUUUCCAGGUAUAUGUUACUUUUCUAAGCUAAGUCUGCCUUCUGGGAUCCUAUUGUGAACAGAAUGAUGUGUGAGUAAACCUUUUUAUACUUUUAUAGAAGACUGUGUAGUGUCUUAUCUUUUAUGAGGGAAUAAGCGGGAAAUACCAGAACGGUUAUUAUAGAGGCUUUAGCGAGCCUGAGCUAACGCAUCCGCUGCGAGUUUAAAAAGGGGAAUGUUACUCUGCUAAAUUGUGAACUUGUUAACACAAGUUGGAAAAGGAUAUAAUCAAACAAUCUAUCCUCUCCUGCAUCCCUGAACAUUCCCACAAGAGCGACUCUCCCUUCCUGUGGUUUCCAGCAACUCUCUUCCUCCAUGAAUUUGUCCCAUCCUCUUUUAAAGCCAUCCAAGUUGGUUUGCAUCGUUGCAGCCCUGUAGCAGGGAGUUCCACAGUUUAACCAUGCGCUGUGUGAAGAAGGACUUGUGAUGGCCUGGGACUUGGGCUCGGACUCAGAACCAGAGGGGACUCAGUCUGCACCGGAUCCUUUGCCUCAGGCAUCAUCUGAACCAAGUCUGGGACCUGAUCCUGAAGAGUCCCAGUCUGCACAGGUUCCCCUGCAACAAACGCCAGCUGGGCCGAGUCAGGGGCCUGAGCCUGCCCUGGCUCCAGAUGCGGGGAUUCCCUCAUUGCCUCCAGCUGGGCCAUCACUUACAGCUGCUCCACUACCAGUUGGGUCAGGGGAGGCUGAGGCGGCCUCUGGACGCAGGAUGAGACCCUCCCUGCCCGCUGACUGUCUGGCCAGAGUGGUGCAUGCUCUAGUUAUCUCCUGCUUGGACUACUGCAAUGUGCUCUACGUGGGGCUACCUUUGAAGGUGACCUGGAAACUGCAAUUAAUUCAGAAAGCGGCAGCUAGACUGGUGACUGGGAGUGGCUGCCAAGACCACAUAACACCGGUCUUGAAAGAUCUACAUUGGCUCCCAGUACAUUUCCGAGCACAGUUCAAGGUUUUGGUGCUGACCUUGAAAGCCCUAAACGGCUUUGGUCCAGGAUCCCUGAAGGAGCGUCUCCACCCCCAUCGUUCUGCCCGGACACUGAGGUCCAGCUCCGAGGGCCUUCUGGCGGUUCCCUCCCUGCGAGAAGUGAAGCUACAGGGAACCAGGCAGAGGGCCUUCUUGGUGGUGGCACCCGCCCUGUAGAAUGCCCUCCUACCAGAUGUCAAAGAGAAGAACAACUACCAAACUUUUAGAAGACAUCUGAAGGCAGCCCUGUUUAGGGAAGCUUUUAAUGUUUGAUGCAUUAUAGUAUUUUAAUAUUCUGUUGAAAGCCGCCCAGCCAGAUGGGUGGGGUAUAAAUAAAUAAUAAUAAAUAUCAACAACAACAACAUCAUUUUGGACUCGCUUCUCCCCUCUUUCCACAAAACAAGGCAGUGUGGGGCCUGCGGGCUCUUGCAGUCCACUUGGUAGGAAAAGUUGGACCGCCCUAAUUUAGACGGUUCGUAUAGUUAAAGCCAUGGUUUUCCCAGUAGUAAUGUAUGGAAGUGAGAGCUGGACCAUAAAGUAGGCUGAUCGCCGAAGAAUGGAUGCUUUUGAAUUCUGGUGCUGGAGGAGACUCUGGAGAGUCCCAUGGACUGCAAGAAGAUCAAACCUCUCCAUUCUGAAGGAAAUCAGCCCUGAGUGCUCACUGGAAGGACAGAUCCUGAAGCUGAGGCUCCAAGACUUUGGCCACCUCCUGAGAAGAGAAGACUCCCUGGAAAAGACCCUGAUGUUGGGAAAGAUGGAGGGCACAAAGAGAAGGGGACGACAGAGGACGAGAUGGUGGGACAGUGUUCUCGAAACUACCAGCAUGAGUUUGACCAAACUGCGGGAGGCAGUGGAAGACAGGAGUGCCUGGCGUGCUCUGGUCCAGGGGGUCACGAAGAGGCGGACACCACUAAACGACUAAGCAACAACAAUUUAGACGGUACCCGGUUGGCAAAGGCGGGCCUAGGCUUAAAUCUAGGUUUACUCCAGCUCCUCCCAAAACAUCAGUUUUUCAAAAGGUAAAGUAUUUCUCCCAUGGAAGCAGCAGGUUGGGGGUGGGGUGGCAGAUGGAAUAAGUAGCUAAGGCUGAUCUCUGUUCUGUGUCUGUUUCACAGGCAAAGAGAAAUCUUAUGAAAUAAAUGAAAUGAAUAGCCCUGUGAGGAAGGACUAGGAAGGACUCAAAAUAACCCACUUGGCUGUGAAGUUCAACUGGGUGACCUUGAGCCAGAAGCUGCCUCUCAACCUGACCUAAAUCUCAGGGUUCUUGUGGGGAUUCUUUGAGGAGGAAGAGGUUGAAUAUAAAUGCAAUCGAUAAAUAAAGCGAAGUAACUAAACUGGUGAGCCGCUCUCCUCCGAAAGCUGCUGUGAACUUCCCAGCGAUGGACAGGAAGAGCAGAACGCCAUGAUAUAGGAGAAGGGAAAUAAAAGUGUUUUACGGAAGAAUUGAUGCCUUUCUCAGACUAUCCAAAGAAAUAUUACAGUACGAUGAGCUCACGAGCAGGAUUGGAGAUCUGAGCGACAGAAGCAACGAGAUUAUAAUAUUGCGGUUUGAUAGAUUUAAUAGACAGAAGUUAGGGUGCAGCCAAAGGGGAGGAACAACAACAACUGUGGAGAACGGGGCGGAAAGUCAACAAAAAUAAGAGUAAAGACGAAAUUGCAUUUUGGCUGUAGAGGUUUAAAAACGUCGAAACUUACAAAAAAAGUAGAAACUUAAUAAAAUAUAAUGGGGGGGGGGAGAAAAAAAGAUAUAGGAGCAGGGAAAGGGUGGAAUAUAAUCAUGCCUGCUUUUUACCCCAUGCAUCUGACCAAGUAGGCUGUAUCACACACAGAACUUUCUGCUUCAAUAUAUAUAUCUUUUUAAAGGGACUCUGGAACAAACUGGCAAGGCUAUCCCCUUGUUAUGGAAAAAUCUAGGUGUGAGGCUGCUCAGUCCCCCAGAAGGUCAGGCAGAGCCCGUGGGUCCCUGCGGAAUAAAGGAAGGAGUGCAGCCACCAACCGGAGCAAAUAGCUGUAGACCAAAGUUUAUUGCGCAACAGGUUCAAAGAGGAAUUUUGAAACCUGAGGAUGGGGUGACAAGGACUUUUAAAACUUUCCCACCAUAUCCCAGAAUACAGUUCGUACAGCAUCAUUGCUGCAUCACUGACAUGUCACAAAAGGGGAGGGGUAGACAGGGGUUGGGACACGGGUGGCGCUGUGGGUUAAACCACAGAGCCUAGGACUUGCCGAUCAGAAGGUCGGUGGUUCAAGGCCCCGCGACGGGGUGAGUUCCCAUUGCUCGGUCGCUGCUCCUGCCAACCUAGCAGUUCAAAAGCACGUCAAAGUGCAAGUAGAUAAAUAGGUACCGCUCCAGCGGGAAGCUGCUCUGGUUCGCCAGAAGCGGCUUAGUCAUGCUGGCCACAUGACCCGGAAGCUGUACGCCGGCACCCUCAGCCAAUAAAGCGAGAUGAGCGCCGCAACCCCAGAGUCGUCUGUGACUGGACCUAAUGGUCAGGGGUCUCUUUACCUUUAGACAGGGGUUCCACUAGUUUAACCUUGGCAAACAUGUCCAGACAAGUCCUUGGUACAAGAUUAGCAUAAGCAGACAUGUCAGGGCAAGACCCAGGUAUAAGAUGAGCAUAGGCAAACACCUCUGAAGUCCCACCACCGAAAGUACAAUAGAACUUCCUUUGCAUGUCUGGACCCCUUGGCAAGUUUGGUGAUGGGAUCAGGCUUUCCUUGGCCAACAAUCAGCUCAGCAAUUGUCACCUCUGGGCACUUCCAGGAGUCCUUUUUCAAGGGGAAAAUAGCUUUGGAAUGGAGGAAACUGGCAAAGGAGUUGAUUUUAUACUACAGUGGUACCUCGGGUUACAUACGCUUCAGGUUACAUACGCUUCAGGUUACAGACUCCGCUAACCCAGAAAUAGUACCUUGGGUUAAGAACUUUGCUUCAGGAUGAGAACAGAAAUUGUGCAGCGGCGGCAGCAGGAGGCCCCAUUAGCUAAAGUGGUGCUUCAGGUUAAGAACAGUUUCAGGUUAAGUACAGACCUCCGGAACGAAUUAAGUUCUUAACCCGAAGUACCACUGUAUUUUUUAAAGCUAGGUAACUUCCCUGACCUGUCAAGUCGGAAGGAUACAUUCAGGCAUAAUAUUUGUAACAUUUAACAACUUUAAAGAUGUGCCCCCCCCCACCGUAAUUUCUGUAACACCCUGAAACUGUGUUUCGCCUGUUUGGGCCUCGCCAGCGUUUUUCAACACCAGCAAAAGUCCAGUAGCUUAUGGGUUAGGAGCAAGGAAACUAUAGGGCACACCCCAGAGUUAGUGACCUGCUUUUAGCAAGCAGCCGUGCAGAGACAGAGGGAGGGGUCUUUACCAGAAGGGAUUUCAUGCUCUUGACCUGGUCCUUGCUGCCUCCUUCCUGAUCUCUCUCCUUCCCUUGCUUCUCUCUGCCUGUGUCUCUGCUGACCUCCAGCUGGGCCCUACAAGGGCAUUGCCUCCCUGCCAGGGCGGAGGGGAGGGGGGCCCGCCGUUGUUUUCCUUGACCGCCUGCCAGAAGUAAGGGCAGCUGGCGAGUUCAAACUUCGGACUGGAAUGCGGAGGCUGGAGGGACAUUUCAGAGGGCCUGCGGUGGAGAAGGGGCAGCAGCUGUCUUUAAAUGGGACCGUUUUCUGGGAUCAGGUUAUGAUGCACGGCAUUGCACGGAGAAAGCAGAUAGGAAAAAGUUUCCCUCCUUCUCUCGUAGCGCUGGAGCUGUACGUUGUGAGUUUUGGGACCAGUGCCAGAUUUACGUACAGUAUAAGCUAAACAAGUUCUAGCUUAGGCCCUCACUCUCUUGGUAAAGGGACCCCUGACCAUUAGGUCCAGUCGUGACCGACCUUGGGGUUGCGGCGCUCAUCUCGCUUUACUGGCCGAGGGAGCCGGUGUACAGCUUCCGGGUCAUGUGGCCAGCAAGACUGAGCCGCUUCUGGCGAGCCAGAGCAGUGCACGGAAAUGUUGUUUACCUUCCUGCCAGAGUGGUACCUAUUUAUCUACUUGCACUUUGACGUGCUUUUGAACUGCUAGGUUGGCAGGAGCAGGGACCGAGCAACGGGAGCUCACCCCGUCACGGGGAUUCGAACCGCCGACCUUCUGAUCGGCAAGUCCUAGGCUCUGUGGUUUAACCCACAGUGCCACCCGCGUCCCACACUCUCUUGGAGGUCCCCCCAAAAAAUAAAGGGGGAAAAAGUGGAUGUACAGUGGUACCUCGGGUUACAGACGCUUCAGGUUACAGACUCCACUAACCCAGAAAUAGUACCUUGGGUUAAGAACUUUGCUUCAGGAUGAGAACAGAAAUCGCGUGGCAGCAGCAGGAGGCCCCAUUAGCUAAAGUGGUGCUUCAGGUUAAGAACAGUUUCAGGUUAAGAACAGACCUCCAGAACGAAUUAAGUUCUUAACCCGAGGUACCACUGUACAUUUCCAAAAUAUAAUAUAAAAAAGAAAUAAAAUAAAACCUACCUACAGCAACCGUGUUUUGUGUUGUGUUGGCUCCUAUGAUGUAAUACAUGGCUCCCGCCUGCUAGCCUGCUCCCUCAAAUAUCCCUGCUUUGCUCCUUUCUCUAUAUAGGGUGCCUACAGUCUGCAUGGACUGGUUGCACGGCAACAUGUGCAAAUGGACUGAGAUACCUAUGAGGUCCAUCAAUUACCAUCUAGCCAGAUAGGACAGCUGGACGUAUAAAGGGCCCCAUUACCUUCAGUAGUUUGGGGCCUCAUCAGACCUAAAUCUGGCCCUGAACGGGACCGUAUUCUGGGAUCAGGUUUUGCACAGCGUAGCACAAUAAAAGCAGACAGAGAAGUUUCCCUCCCUCUCUCAUAGCCCUUGGAAUUUUUGGGCAUCCAAUGAAGAUGAACAUUGGGAGGUUCAGGACAGCUAAAAGAAAGCCCUUCUUCACCCACAGCUUAGUUAAACUGUGGAACUCACCCCCACAGGAGUGAGACCCCCCCCCUUUCUAGAUUUUUGCAUAGCCUCACACUAAAUGGUGACCCAUAGGGUUUAGAUUAAUUGCCUUUGAUGGCUGGUGGCUACUAGGCCUGGUGUUCUUCUAACACCAUAAUACCCAUUGUCUUUUGAAGUUAACUUUUGUGCAGAAAGUAAAGGCACAAGGGCAACCCCACUGUUAUGUACUGAGUUGAAUAGGAUCCAAAAGGCAGCAGUCUGAUUGGUCCUAGAACAAGAGGAUCCAAAAUGCAGCAGUAUGAUUGGUCCUAGAACAAGAGGAUUCAGAAUGCAGAAGUCUGAUUGGUCCACAGGAGCCACCCAAUCCAGCUCCAGGUGGAAGUGAAUUCGCAACCUGAUUGGCCUACGGGAGAAUCCCAGAAUUAGCCAAUCAUGUGCGGCCCAUUGUGUAAAUAAUGUAUAUAAAGCAGAUAUUUUGGGGGAACAUUCAUUCCUCACUACUAUGAGCUGAAUAAAGAGCAUGAAAUCCACUCUCAGUUCCGAGUAUAUUUCACUGGCGACGAGGAUGGGAUCCCGCUGAGCUGACCGCCACCUGCCGCACCGCAGCACCGCCACCUUCACCCACCCACCCCAGUUAGAACAUAGAAAACUGCCUUAUACCGAGUCAGACCAUUUGCCCAUGUCUUCUUCUCCUUCUUUGGCGAUCCCUCGUUGCCGAGUAGAAUUGUCUUCCAUAAACACGGUUUUAAAAGUGAGUCCGUAAGCGACUGUGGAGGCCAAUUCUGGAUCCACACGUCCUUCCACAGGGGCGACAUUGGUUUCCGGGCUGGAGUUGAUCACGGUGUGGAUUUGCCAAGCGUGCCUUCCUCUGAGCACGUUUCUCCCUUGCGUCCUGAGUUCGAGUGUCUUCAAAGCCCAGGACACCAUUGGUAAAGGCUGUUCUCCAACUGGAGCGCUCGCAGGCCAGUGUUUCCCAGUUGUCGGUGUUUGCACUACAUUUUUAAAGAUUUGCCUUGAGAGAGUCUUUGAACCUCUUUUGUUGACCACCAGUAUUACGCUUUCCAUUCUUAAGUUCGGGAUAGAGUAGUUGCUUUGGAAGAUGAUCAUCAGGCAUUCAGAUUUUUUAAACCCCUCCUUCAACCAAAAGGGUUCUCAGAGCAGCUUGUACAGAGUCAGGCAAAGCAACAGAAUAUUUCUCUGCAGGAUUACUAUAUAACAGACACGGCACAAAAGCAAAUGAGGAUGGGGAGGGUAGAGGAAAUUUGGGCACAAAAUGUUAAAUAGUAGCUCUUAUUCAAAUUGGAAUGGAAACAGUUAAGGGACAGGAGUUGGGCACAGAAUCAGAUUCAGGUUAUAAAAUAGGAUUUCGGUUGGCUGGGUGUGUUACAACGGUAAAAAAACACCAUGUAAUUCUCCCCCCUUAACAAAAGAAAAGAAAGAUCUGCUCUUAAUUCUCUUCUUUGAGGUUCUUAGCAUUAAGAAAAUGUGGCAAGGUGUUACCUGAAACGUGUUUUAUGCGUAACAAAACUUGCGACCGAUGUAACACUGCAAUGUGCAUCUUGCGCAGCAGAAGCUGCUUGUGUGUGUUUGUGUGUUUUUUAAAAAAUAUUUUUACUAGGAAUUUCAACAAAACAUUUUAUCGAAAAACAUAUCAUCCUUAAUUUCCCCUAUUUCCCCCCCUCCCCUUGACCACCAGCAUUACGCUUUCCAUUUUUAAGUUCGGAAUAGAGUAGUUGCUUUGGAAGACGAUCAUCAGGCAUCCGCACAACACGACCAGUCCAACAAAGUUAGUGUUGAAGAAUCACCGCUUCAACACCAAUGAUCUCCUUGAUAAAGAGUUCUGUGAAACCCUAACGUCUGCAUUUGCCUACAGCGGCCCAAGUUGGUCUGAUCAAAGCAAUCGUUCUGCAAUCUGCGACUCCAGGAGGAGCUGAGCCUUUGCUUCUUAGUUGUUGCACAGGGAAGCGAAACCAGCCUCGUCCUUCUCCUUUUAAACACCAGAUUGGUGUCUGGCUCCCGUACUGAAAGGACGACAUCGUAUCAGGGCAUGUGCAUUGCUGCUGUGCAACCCCAGGCUGGGACAGCUUAGGUAGCUGGUUUAUACAAAGUCAGGUAGUUGAUUCAACUGAGCUCAGGCAGAGGACCUGAUGGGUUUUUUCCUAGCCUAAUUUAGGGAUACUGGAACUGAAGUUUGCGCUCUGUGGCUGAGCUAUGACUCCCUGAUGACUGAGAACAAUCUAGCCAAUGUUUUUGUCGUCAGACAUUGGGAUUACUGAACCCUACUUGAGGGUUUCUAUACCCGGGGUUGCACGUUGACAGAGCAACUGGUUUCCUCUCCUUGCUGUUUCCCCCUCCUUUCUUCAUCAGCUCUGCUUUGCUUGCAGGUAUGAUGACAGCCAAUUCAGUGGCUCUGGGUUUCUUCUGCAUGAGUUUUUUCUGGUUGCUGGUUCGUCCUGAUGAUCUCUGGAGGCAGCAGCAGGCCAAGGUGGAGAACUCUAGGUAGGUAGAACCUCGUGCAAAGGUGAGAGAGGAUGGGCAGAAAGUGGGACGGGAUGAAUCUGUGGACUCUCAAUCUCUGCAUGUUGUCUUUGUCCAUGGAGUUUUCUUGGCCCAGAUACUGGAGUGGCUUUCCGGUUCCUGCUCCAAUUAAAAGACACCUGCUUCUUGGGAGAAAAGCAACGACAAAACUAGACAGCAUCUUAAAAAGCAGAGACAUCCCCUGGCCGACAAAGGCCCUUUUAGUUAAAGCUCUGGUUUUCCCAGUAGUGAUGUAUGGAAGUGAGAGCUGGACCAUAAAGAAGGCUGAUUGCCGAUGAAUGGAUGCUUUUGAAUUCUGGUGCUGGAGGAGACUCUUGAGAGUCCCAUGGACUGCAAGAAGAUCAAACCUCUCCAUUCUGAAGGAAAUCAGCCCUGAGUGCUCACUGGAAGGACAGAUCCUGAAGCUGAGGCUCCAAUACUUUGGCCACCUCAUGAGAAGAGAAGACUCCCUGGAAAAGACCCUGAUGUUGGGAAAGAUGGAGGGCACAAGGAGAAGGGGAUGACAGAGGACGAGAUGGUGGGACAGUGUUCUCGAAGCUACCAGCAUGAGUCUGACCAAACGGCAGGAGGCAGUGGAAGACAGGGGUGCCUGGCGUGCUCUGGUCCAGGGGGUCACAAAGAGUUGGACACAACUAAACAACCGUCUCUGCAUUACAGGUGGGGAUGGAUGGAGAAUUUCAGUUUGUGUUUUAAUGAAAAACCUGAUUCACGCUUCCCAGAACAACAUGCAAACUGGAAUACAGCUGUCAUGAGAACUUUGUGCAUCUCUGAAUUUUGCAAUACAGUUCUCCAAGCAAAACUGUGUAUCAAAGCGCACAUAAAACUGUACUCUUUUCAGCACCUGCUAAAAGCAUUUUUGUUUAGACAAGCCUAGGCAGAGAUGUAGAAUGAUGACAUGUGUUUUCAUCUGUUUUUAGUUGAUUGUUGGUUUCAUUUUAUUUUUUUGGAUGUUUUAAAUAGUGGUUUUUAUUUUACUGAUAGUUUUACUGUUUCGCUCUUUUUGUAAACCGCUUUGAGGUUUUCUUUUGUUUUCUACACAAUCAAGUACUAUAUACCGUAUUUUUCCGUAUAUAAGACUACUUUUUUUUUUUUACAAAAAUUAUGUCAAAAAGGGGAGGUAGUCUUAUACACAGGGGGCAAUCUUCCCCCCCCCCAUUUUCUAAUUUUGAGUCCCCCAAAAUAGGGGGUGUCAUACACGGGGGCAUGUUAUACACAGAAAAAUACAGUAAAUGUUAGGAAAUAAAAAUAAGGUAGAUGAAUAUGUUAGGUGAAAUGGCUUGCAAAAAUGUGUAAUUAAUGAGAAAUUGACCUUAAAAAUUUUCACGAGGACUUUUAUACACACACACACACACACACACACACACACACAUAUAUACAGUGAAAGUGUUUACUAAAAGGAAAGGUUGGUUGGAAGUCACCCUGGGCAAGAUAGAGACUAAAAAAUUCAAUAAAUAAAUAAAACCGCAAACUGGUACAGAAAUGUUGGGAACUGAUCUUGUUUAAAAAAAUAUAUUUUAUUGAAAAAAAUCAAUGGACAAAUAAAGUGAAAGAAAGGUGCUUGAAACUGCAAUACGAUAUGCAGGUGCAUAAGUAAGGUGAUUAUUCCAACGAGUAUACAAUUAUUAACAAGUCGUAAUAUUUUUUAAUAAACGCAUUCUAAGUAUUAUUGCAUUUAUCCAUACACAAUCUGCGCCUAAAAGCAAUCUGUUCAUUUUCUAUCCCUUGAUCAAAGGGGGGGGGGGUUUCAUAGUAUUAUCUUUCCAGUGAAUCGGUAUCAGUCUUUUGGUGGAAGUGAGGGGGUGAAGAAUGAACUGAUCUGAAGACUUUUGAAAGGAGGAGAAACUGGGAGACUUCUCUUUCUCUGACUGCAGGUCCUGUCCUUGGCGAUGCAUGAGCUUUGUCCAGAUGUGGCCGGGAACCUUCUGCAUAGUGAGUAAGAGUUUCUAAUUCGGGGACACUCCCUUUUUGUUUUUUGUUUUUUUUGUUUUUUUAAAGAUUUUUAUUAUGAUUUCAAUAAAGAAGUUAAACAAAAAGAAACAUAAAAGUAGAAAUACAAAAAUACACAAUACAUAAUCCAAAAGGAAAAAGAAAACACAGAAAACAAAAUACAAAAGAAACAACAAAAAAAAACAGAACACUUAAAAACAAUGUCACUUUUCCAUUUCCGUUUUUGAAUUUACUUAUUUUCUGGACUUCCUCAUACCUCCCUCUUUUGUAUUCCAGUCCAAAUUGUUUGUCCAGCAAUUUCUUUUCCACUUUUUUAAUCCCAAUCUUUAAUCUUAAUAUAAUAUAUAACACUUAAACUUCUUUAAUCCUAAUCUUUAAUCUUAAUGUAAUAUAACAUUAAAAUUUUACCUCUUAAGUACCAAAUUUCCAUUUCCUUAAACAUCUUUAAUCCUAAUCUUUAAUCUUAGUCUAUCAAUAACUUUAACCUGUACAGCUGGAAACCACUUAUUUUCGAUCCAACAUCACUCUAACAUUCUUUAAUUUUGCAGUGUUUCUGAAGAUAAUCUUUGAAUUUCUUCCAAUCUUCCUCCACCAACUCUUCUCCCUGGUCACGGAUUCUGCCAGUCAUUUCCGCCAGUUCCAUAUAGUCCAUCAGUUUCAUCUGCCAUUCCUCCAGCGUGGGAAGUUCUUGUGUCUUCCAAUACUUUGCGAUGAGUAUUCUUGCUGCUGUUGUUGCAUACAUAAAGAAAGUUCUAUCCUUUUUUAACACCAUUUGGCCGACUAUGCCCAGGAGAAAGGCCUCUGGUUUCUUAGGGAAGGUAUAUUUAAAUACCUUUUUAAUUCAUUAUAUAUCAUUUCCCAGAAAGCCUUAACCUUUGGGCACGUCCACCAAAGGUGAAAAAUGUACCUUCAGUUUCUUUACAUUUCCAACAUUUGUUAUCGGGCAAAUGAUAGAUUUUUGCAAGCUUGACUGGGGUUAUGUACCACCUGUAUAUCAUUUUCAUAAUAUUCUCUCUUAAGGCAUUACAUGCCGUAAAUUUCAUACCUGUGGUCCACAACUGUUCCCAGUCAGCAAACAUAAUGUUAUGUCCAACGUCCUGUGCCCAUUUAAUCAUAGCCGAUUUUACCGUUUCAUCCUGAGUAUUCCAUUUCAGCAGCAAGUUAUACAUUCUUGACAAAUUCUUAGUUUUGGGUUCUAACAGUUCUGUUUCUAAUUUUGAUCUUUCCACCUGGAAGCCAAUUUUCUUGUCCAAUUUAAAUGCCUCCAUUAUCUGAAAAUAAUGAAGCCAGUCUCACACUUUGUUUUUUAAUUUUUCAAAACUCUGCAAUUUCAGUCUAUCUCCGUCUUGUUCCAAAAUUUCCCAAUAUUUCGGCCAUUUGACCUCCAUAUUGAGCUUUCUCAAGGCUUUCGCUUCCAUUGGUGACAGCCACCUUGGGGUUUUGUUUUCUAACAAAUCCUUAUAUCUUAUCCAAACAUUAAAUAGCGCUUUCCUGACAAUGUGGUUUCUAAAUGCUUUAUGUGCUUUGACCUUAUCAUACCAUAAAUAUGCAUGCCAUCCAAAUACAUUGUUAAAACCUUCCAAGUCCAAAAUGUCAGUGUUUUCAAGAAGUAGCCAUUCUUUCAACCAGCAAAAGGCUGCUGAUUCAUAGUAAAGUUUGAGGUCUGGCAGGGCAAAUCCGCCUCUUUCCUUUGCAUCCGUUAGAAUUUUAAAUUUUAUUCUGGGCUUCUUGCCCUGCCAGACAAAUUUAGAAAUAUCUUUCUGCCACCUCUUGAAACAAUCCAUUUUGUCAACAAUCUGCAAAGUUUGAAACAAAAACAACAUUCUAGGCAAUACAUUCAUUUUUAUCGCAGCAAUACGGCCUAGCAGUGAAAGCUUCAAAUUUGACCAAAUUUCUAAGUCUUUUUCACUUCAGACCAACAUUUUUCAUAAUUAUCUUUAAAUAAAUUCCCAUUUUUUGCUGUCAUGUUAAUCCCCAGGUAUUUAACUUUCUUAACCACUGUUAAACCUGUCUCAUUCUGAAACCUCUCUCUUUCAAACGGUGUUAAAUUUUCUCUAAAACCUUGGUUUUUGACUUGUUCAAUUUAAAUCCUGCCACUUGACCAAAUUCUUGAAUCAGUUCUAGAACGCUUUUAGUACUAGAUUCUGGCUCCUGUAACGUCAAUACUAAGUCAUCUGCAAAUGCUCUCAAUUUGUACUGUUUAGUUCUGACCUGUAUACCUUUAACCGACUGGUCCCUUCUAAUCAUAUUCAGCAGAACCUCCAGGACCGAAAUAAAAAGAAGUAGGGAAAUUGGGCAACCUUGUCGUGUCGCUUUUUCAAUUUUAAGUUCUUCCGUCACAACAUUAUUUACAAUUAGUUUAGCCUUUUGUUCUGAAUAAAUUGCACCUAUACCAUUCUCAAAACCUUGGCCUACCCCCAUACCCUGUAGAUUCUUCUUCAUAAAAUUCCAAGAAAUAUUGUCAAAGGCUUUCUCCGCGUCUACAAAUAUCAAAACUGCUUUAGUAUUUAUAUUCACUUCUAAUUUUUCCAAAAUAUCAAUUAUAUUCCUCAAAUUGUCAGACAAAUGUCUUCCUGGGAGAAAGCCCGCUUGGUCUUUAUGAAUCUCUUCCAUCAACACUUUUUUAAAUCUCUUGGCCAGAAUAUCUGCAAAAAUUUUGUAAUCCACAUUCAGUAACGAUAUAGGGCGGUAGUUCUUAAGCUGUGUCUUUUCGGUCUCUGUUUUUGGUACAAGUGUAAUAUAUGCUUCUUUCCACGACUCUGGUGCUCUUUUCCCCUCCAUUAUUUCGUUGCAGACCUCUUUCAAAGGUUGAAUUAACCAUUCUUUUAAAGAUCUGUAGUAUCUAGAGGUCAAGCCGUCUGGUCCUGGAGAUUUACCCAAUUGCAUGUUUUGAAUGGCACCUUCUAUUUCCUGUUCAGUUAUUCUAUGAUUCAAAAUUAAUUUGUUUUCUUGAGAUAUUUUUUGUAAUCCAUUUGUUUUCAAAAAUUGGUCUAAGUCUGUUUCUUUCAAUGGCCCUUGAGUAGAUAAUCGUUUAAAGUACCUCUGGAAACAACUUCUGAUCUCUGCAGGGUUCUGUAUGUUUCUUCCUUCCACUUCUAAGUUCGUAAUUGUAUUUAAUUUUUGUCUCUUUUUCAUUUGCCAUGCCAACAGUUUACCACAUUUAUUGGCCGACUCAAAAGUCUUUUGUCUCAUUUGUUUAAUUUUCCAUUCUAUUUCCUGAUUCAUCAUUUUCAUAUAUUGUACUUGGUAUAACUUUAACUCUCUCAAAAUCUCUUGAGAUUUGGGGUUUACUCUCAGUCUUUUUUCACAUUCCUUUAUUUUGUCCAUUAUCUUAUCCUUCUUCUCAUUUUGAGUUCUUUUCUUUAUUGCAUUCUGUUGUAUUAAGAACCCUCUCAUAACCGCUUUACUUGCGUCCCAGAUUACUCUUCUCUCCACGUUGGUACUGAGGUUUAUCUCAAAAUAAUCUCUCAGAGUUUUUUGGGCCUUCUUAAGUAGUUCUUCAUCUCUAAAUAAGGUGUCAUUCAUCUUCCAUCUGAAGGAGCCAGUUGGUGUUAGUCUCAUUUCCAUCUUAACAGCAUUAUGGUCGGAGCAAGUUUUCAGGCAGAUUUCCACCUUUCUUGUCUUUGGUGCCAUUCCUCUAGUUAUCCAAAUUUGGUCAAUUCUUGUCCAUGUCAUUUUGGCUUCAGAAAAGAAAGUUCCCUCUUUAGCCAUGGGAUUUCUUAUUCUCCAAAUGUCAACUAAGUCCAAGUUGUCUGUCAUGUCAAAAAAAGUUUUCGGUAGUCUACCAUCCUUGGUGACUACCUCUCUUUGUGCCUUGUCCAUAUAAGUGGAUACCACUCCAUUCAUAUCUCCCAUCAAAAUCAUGUUAUAAUCCAUAUGGUCCAUCAGGGUCUCGUGCAACUUCUUAAAAAAUUCAGAUUUCCCAUCAUUUGGUGCGUAGAUUCCUACUAUCAAAAAUUUUUCUCCUUGUGUCUGAAUUUCAAUUGCCACAAAUCUUCCUUGGUCAUCUUUAAAAACAAAUUUUGGUGAUAAUCUGUCCUUUGCAUAAAUCACAACCCCUCUUUUUUAACUUUGUCCGAUGAAAUAAACUCCUGACCAAGUCUUUUAUUUAUCAACAAUUUCCUGUGUAAUCUUGUUAUAUGUGUUUCUUGUAAACAAAUUAGGUCCAAUUGUUCCUUUUUUAAUAUAUGAAAUACUGAUUUCCUUUUCUGAGGGGAAUUUAGACCGUGACAGUUCCAAGUUAAUAGUUGCAGGGCCAUGAUGUUAUUAUUUUAGUACUCCUCCUACUGCACCUAGUGCCUGUUCCUCUUCUGUCGGUGGUAUCCCUUUUUUCGAACGGUCUUUUGGUUCCGGAGAUAGUCCUUUUUGUAAGUCUUCUCUGUGGUCUCUCCAGAAUUUGUCUUUGUCGUCUUCCGAUCUUAUUUUCCUCUUCUUUCCUUUGUAGCUAAAAGAUAGGCCUUGAGGAAAUUCCUACCUAAAGUUAAUACUGUUACUUCGGGGACACUCCCUUUUUGAACAGUUAACAUCUCUGCGUAUUACCUGGCUUAAUAAGACAGUGGCAGAGAAGUUGCAACAGGUAAAGGUAAAGGACCCCUGGACGGUUAAGUCUAGUCCAGGGGUCGGCAACCUAAGGCCCAUGGGUCACAAGCGGCCCUUGGGGUUGUUUAACUGGCCCACAAGCUGCCCCCAAACCAAGACGCCGGCUCGGCGAGUCCCCACGUGCAGCGCUAAACCGGUGCAGCACAGAACGGGGACUCGCUUUCGCAGCACCGGAAAUCAAGUCUCCACAUGCGCAGAUGCCGAAAAUCGCAUCUGCACACAGGCAGACAUCGGAAAUCACGUCUGCGCAGACACAGACACCGGAAAUCGCUGGUGCGCGUGCUCUUGCGCUCAUGUGCGAUCCAACCCAUGGAGGGAUUUCUGCUGGAGUGAACCAGCCCAGGCAAGGUAAACCUUGGCGACCCCUGGUCUAGUCAAAGGCGACUCUGGGGUUGCGGCGCUCAUCUCGCUUUCAGGCCGAGGGAGCCGGUGUUUGUCCACAGACAGCUUUCCGGGUUAUGUGGCCAGCAGGACUAAACCACUACUGGCGCACGGAGGACCGUGGCAAGUGCCAGAGCGCAUGGAAACGCAGUUUACCUUCCCGCCACAGUGGUACCAAUUUAUCUACUUGUACUGGUGUGCUUUUGAACUGCUAGGUUGGCAGGAGCUGGGACCGAGCAACGGGAGCUCACCCCGUCGCGGGGAUUCGAACCGUCAACCUUCCGAUCGGCAAGCCCAAGAGGCUCAGUGGUUUAGACCACAGCACCAUCCAUGAGAAGGGGUUAAAAGAAGCAGCCGUGGGGGGACUCUAGCUCCCAUCAGCCCCAGGCAACAUGCCCAGUGGCAAGGGAUGAUGGGAGUUGUAGUUCAAUGGAGUUUGGACUUGGUCCAACAGCAGGAGGAGAAAUAUGAGUUGAAGGGAACAGAAAUGAAAUCAAACCUCUGCUUAAUUUUUAAAGGUAAAGGUAAAGGGACCCCUGACCAUUAGGUCCAGUUGUGACCAAGUCUGGGGUUGCGGCGCUCAUCUCGCUUUACUGGCCGAGGGAGCCGGCGUACAGCUUCCGGGUCAUGUGGCCAGCAUGACUAAGCCGCUUCUGGCGAACCAGAGCAGCGCACGGAAACGCCGUUUCCCUUCCCACCGGAGCGGUGGUACCUAUUCAUCUACUUGCACUUGGACGUGCUUUUGAACUGCUAGGUUGGCAGGAGCAGGGACCGAGCAACGGGAGCUCACCCCGUCGCGGGGAUUCAAACCGCUGACCUUCUGAUCGGCAAGCCCUAGGCUCCGUGGUUUAACCCACAGCUCCACCCGCGUCCCUUAAUUGUUAAGCUGUAUUAAUAAGUAGAGGCUAGCUCAGCCAAGUAGAGCCUGAGAUUCGAAAUCUCAGGGUUGUGGGUCCAAGCCCCACGUUGGGUGAAAGAUUCCUGGGUUGGACUGGAUGACCCCUGGAGCCCGUUCAAACUCUACAAUUCUACGAAUCACACACACACAAACACAAAAAGGGGGAAAUGAGGUUUGUGGCUAUGCUGUACCUUCGGGAAUCUAACCCAUCUUCUGCUUUCUGACAUGCAUUUGUAGGCUCUGGGAAGGAGGUUUGAGUGCGUCCUGCCAAAAGACGCAAACAACUGGACUAUCCAUGGAUUAUGGUGAGGCGAUCUCAUUUGGGCUGGUAUGGGAGGCAUGUAUUUAUUGCUUGGACUUAAGUGAAGUAUUUAUUUUCUUACUUAAAUAUAUAUAUUAAGCAGUGCCGGAUUUACAUAUAAGCUGAACGAGCUCUAGCUUAGGGCCCCCAAGAGAGUGGGGCCCCCAGAAAAUUUAGAGGGGGGAAAAGUGGAUGUACAUUUCCAAAAUAUAAGAUAAAAAACAAAUAAAAUAAAACCUACCUACAGCAACCAUGUUUUGUGUUGUGUAGGCUCCUGUGAUGUAAGUCCUGGGCCCCGCCUGCUUGCCUGCUCCCUCAAAUAUCCCUGGUUUGCUCCUUUCUAUAUAUAGGGUGCCUACAGUCUGCAUGGACUGGUUGCAGGGCAACAUGUGCAAAUGGCUUGAGAUACCUGUGAGGUCCAUCAAUGACCAUAUAGCAUCUAGUCAACACAAAAAACAGUGACAAUUUGUUGCGGACAAAGGACAUCUGGACAUAUAAAGGGCCCCGUUACCUUCAGGAGCUUAGGGCCUCAUCAAACCUAAAUCUGGCCCUGAUAUUAAGUGUGUGUGUGUGUGUGUAUGUGUGUGUGUGUACAUGCGCGCACACACACAACACACGCACACAUGCUACUUAAAAAUAUCAGAGCUGCUUACAACAAUUAUAGAAUCAUAGAAUCAUAGAGUUGGAAGAGACCACAAGGGCCAUCGAGUCCAACCCCCUGCCAAGCAGGAAACACCAUCAGAGCACUCCUGACAUAUGGUUGUCAAGCCUCUGCUUAAAGACCUCCAAAGAAGGAGACUCCACCACACUCCUUGGCAGCAAAUUCCACUGUCGAACAGCUCUUACUGUCAGGAAAUGCUUCCUAAUGUUUAGGUGGAAUCUUCUUUCUUGUAGUUUGGAUCCAUUGCUCCGUGUCCGCUUCUCUGGAGCAGCAGAAAACAACCUUUCUCCCUCCUCUAUGUGACAUCCUUUUAUAUAUUUGAACAUGGCUAUCAUAUCACCCCUUAACCUCCUCUUCUCCAGGCUAAACAUGCCCAGCUCUCUUAGCCGUUCCUCAUAAGGCAUCAUUUCCAGGCCUUUGACCAUUUUGGUUGCCCUCCUCUGGACACGUUCCAGUUUGUCAGUGUCCUUCUUGAACUGUGGUGCCCAGAACUGGACACAGUACUCCAGGUGAGGUCUGACCAGAGCAGAAUACAGUGGCACUAUUACUUCCCUUGAUCUAGAUGCUAUACUCCUAUUGAUGCAGCCCAGAAUUGCAUUGGCCUUUUUAGCUGCCGCGUCACACUGUUGGCUCAUGUCAAGUUUGUGGUCAACCAAGACUCCUAGAUCCUUUUCACAUGUACUGCUCUCAAGCCAGGUGUCCCCCAUCUUGUAUUUGUGCCUCUCAUUUUUUUUGCCCAAGUGCAAUACUUUACAUUUCUCCCUGUUAAAAUUCAUCUUGUUUGUUUUGGCCCAGUUCUCUAAUCUGUCAAGGUCGUUUUGAAGUGUGAUCCUGUCCUCUGGGGUGUUAGCCACGCCUCCCAAUUUGGUGUCAUCUGCAAAUUUGAUCAGGAUGCCCUUGAGUCCAUCAUCCAAGUCGUUGAUAAAGAUGUUGAAUAAGACCGGGCCCAAGACAGAACCCUGUGGCACCCCACUAGUCACUCUUUUCCAGGAUGAAGAGGAACCAUUGAUGAGCACCCUUUGGGUUCGGUCAGUCAGCCAGUUACAAAUCCACUGAGUGGUAGCAUAGUCAAGACCGCAUUUUACCAGCUUCUUUAGAAGAAUAUCAUGGGGCACCUUGUCAAAUGCCUUGCUGAAAUCAAGGUAGGCUACAUCCACUGCGUUCCCUUCAUCUACCAGGCUUGUAAUUCUGUCAAAAAACGAGAUCAGGUUAGUCUGACAUGACUUAUUUUUCAGAAAUCCAUGCUGACUAUUGGUGAUCACAGCAUUCCUUUCUAGGUGCUCACAGACUGUUUGCUUAAUGAUCUGCUCCAGAAUCUUCCUGGUAUUGAUGUCAGACUGACUGGGCGGUAAUUAUUUGGGUCCUCUCUUUUCCCCUUUUUGAAAAUAGGGACAACAUUUGCCCUCCUCCAGUCUGCCGGGACUUCGCCUGUUCUCCAGGAAUUCUCAAAGAUGACUGCCAGUGGUUCUGAGAUCACAUCUGCUAGUUCUUUUAAUACUCUUGGAUGCAGUUCAUUUGGCCCUGGAGACUUGAAUACAUCUAAACUAGCCAAGUAUUCUUGUACUAUCUCCUUAGUUAUUCUGGGCUGUGUUUCCUUUGCUGAAUCAUUUGCUCCAAAUUCUUCAGGUCGGGCAUUGUUUUCUUUAUCGGAGAAGACUGAGUCAAAGAAGGCAUUGAGGAGUUCAGCCCUUUCUGUGUCCCCUGUUUGCAUUUCACCAUCUUCUCCUCUGAGUGACCCCACUGUUUCUUUGUUCUUCCUUUUGCUACGGACAUACCCAUAAAAGCCUUUUUGUUGCUUUUAACCUCUCUAGCAAGCCUGAGUUCAUUCUGUGCUUUAGCUUUUCUGACUUUGUGUCUACACGUGCUGGCUAUUUGUUUGAAUUCCUCUUUGGUGGUUUCCCCUUUUCCAUUUUUGUACACAUCCUUUUUAAUCUUAACUCAGUUAAAAGUUCUUUAGAUAGCCACCCUGGCUUCUUUAGGCACCUUCCAUGUUUCUGUCUCAUUGGUAUUGCCUGACGUUGUGCUUUUAGUAUCUCCCUCUUAACAAACUCCCAGCCAUCAUGAACUCCCUUUCCUUUUAGUAUUACUGUCCAUUAUACUUAAAACCAUACAAUUAAAACCAUAGAACAAAGUUAAAUUAAGACAAUAUGAUGCAUUCUUAAUUGCCUGCUGGAAUAGAGAAGGUUCCAGCCUCCUUCACCUCCUCUUCUUGCCCUUUAAAUCCACAGGCCCAGCAACAUCAUGGGCUGCUGCCCAUAUCGAUACCUCUUCCCCUCCGACCUGGUGGUGAGUAGAACCUUUUUGCUGCAAAGUUUGGCUGCGGUGGCCCUGCUUCCAACCACCUGGGACAGCUCAGCGGGUAGAGCGCGAGACAUUUAAUUUUAGGUUUCUGGGUUCGAAUCCCACGCUAGGUGAAAGAUUUCUGCAUUGCAGGACAAGGCGACCCUUGUGGUUUGUUGGUUUGAUUUAUAUACCGCCCUAUACCCAGAGGUCUCAGGGUGGUUCACAGAAAAGAUCACAAUAUAUAAAAUCAAAAUAAGAACAAUAACCGCCGUCCCGUCCCAAGAGGCUUCCUCUGCCGCUGCUGGUGUUCCCUCCCUAAAAAAAAUUGUCGGUAACUCUGGGAAAUGGGGAGGGGGGGACGGGACGGGACGGGACGCCAAGGGUAUUUUUGCACCACGGCGCCGGAUAUGCUUAAGAGGGCCCUGAUCUGCCCCUUGAGCUGACUUGCCUAAUGGUAGGGCCGGCCCCAGACGUAGUCCUCAGGAUGAUACGAUUGUCUCAAGUAGCCUGCUUCCUGUCAGGAGUUCAGCCUACACUCGAGUAGGACCCUGGCAGAGACACAUGCCCGACUGGCAUGUUCUCUCCCUCCUGGUCGAUUGUUCGGGAGUUUCAAAAGCUUUCUUCAUCCCGAACAUCACAGCGACCGAUGCCACCAGACACCGGCACACUUAGGGAUCCACAGAGUUUGUGCAAGUCAGCAUUUUGGCUAAUCUACUUCAUUUACAUAUAAACAGACAUGGAGCACUGCAACACGGCUCCCUCUCUCUCUAGCAUCAGACAGCAAAGAGAAAAAGAACAAAGGGCAAUAGUCCCACUUGACGGAACACAGGAACACAAACAUCCUGUCUCCGUCACUUCCCACUCGGUGGAGUCAAAACAUACACCGUCAUGUGAAAGACAACAAUCCCAUGACGGCAAUCACGGAGCAGGAAUACUAACACUCCCCACCACCUUCCUUUCCUGCAGGACUUGACGUCUGAACUGAACGAGCAUUGGCCAUCCUUCAUCAACCUGAGCAACUUCCAGUUCUGGUAACCAAGGCAGGGGGCUUAACAGAGAAGGGGGCUGGGGUUGGAGAAGGGACAUGCGCUAGCUGGGGCUGAUGGUAGUCGUAGUCCCAAACAUCUGGCGGGGGCAGAGUUGGGGAAGGCUCAGGUGGAGAGAUGAUGGGUGUGCCUGCCAACGGCUGUUUCCUCCCGCACAGGGACAAGGAGUGGCAGAAACACGGGAGCUGCGCCGGCUGCGUGGAAGCGCUGAGCUCUCCCGACAAAUACUUCCGAGCCGCCCUCUUCCUGCGCACAAAAUAUAACAUCGACAGGUGAGCUGAUACGGCCGUGCGGUGUAUCACAAUUUGGAUUCGGUGGGAAAGAUGUACAUAAAACACAACUAAAACCCAAACGGCAUCUAGUACAGUGCGCCUUACAAUGGCUGCCACAGGCAGAAAAAUAAUUAAGUGCCGCACCAAAAUCACCAUCAUUUUUCAAGUGGUCUCUAGGGCAGAAAGGAGUCGCUGGUGUAGCUAAAUGACCCUGUUUUACAUUCUCUUUCUGAACACAGCGCCUUUCAAAGAGCUGCCAUCAUCCCAUCUUGUAUCCAGAGCUACCAGGUACCUAUUCUGUCCUAUUUUUUGUUUCCGUGGAGAUCUGAGAAAUUGGGGAGGAGAGGGAGGUGGGUUACGGAAGGCCGCCAUAAAAUAGCUGGGUCCUCAUUACACUUUUAAUUCAUCUCCUCAUCCUCCUGGCCUGCAAUAAGUCUAUUAAGGUGGUUAUUAUUAUUAAUUAUUAUUAUUAUUUAUUGGAUUUCUACACCACCCUAUACCAGGAGGUCUCAGGGCGGUUCACAGAAAAGAUCCACAGAAACGGUUGUGUACGCACUAUCUCUUCAAAGGACAAUCUUCCCCUCAAAGAAUUCUGGGCACUGUAGUUUAAUAAGGGUUCCUUUGAAUGGUAAUUCAGGGAGGGUUAAACCACAGUGCCCAGAAUUCUUUGAGGGAAACAAGUAUCGUAUUUUUCGCUCUAUAGGACGCACCAGACCACAAGACGCACCUAGUUUUUAGAGGGGGAAAUCAAGAAAAAAAUAUUAUUCCCCCAGCCCCCAGCCCCAAAGAGCAGCGGACAGCAUAUGAUUCUAGGCCUGGGAGAGACUUAGCUUGAAAACCCCAGAGAGCUGCUGCUGGCAGCCUGUGUAGACAACACUGAUGUGGGUGGACCAAUGGCUUAGCAGCUUCCUGUAAAUGUCCUAACUGUAGUUCUCUGCCCCAUCCUGCCUGCAAUUCUCAUUCUCAGCUCAGCACCUUCAUGACUGUGUUGCGGCCCGUCCUGGGAGACCAAUAUGAACUCCAGUGCGUGACUGACGUCCAGGUGGGUUACCUUUUCUUUAGCUAUGAAGUGUUCAAGGGUUAAUUUGUUUAAUCGUUUUUCGAUACAAACAUCAACCGCAAAAGACACAUACAACAAAAACAAUAACAACACAAUUUGACAAUUCAGAUUUGAAUACACGGAUAUACCUAUGACUACACCUUUUUAAACAAUAUUUUCCGAUCGCUCUCCUCUCCCCCUACUUCCCACCACUAUCCGCCUUAUCGCUUAAAUAUUCGUUCCAGAUUUCUUCAUAUUUAUCCGUUCUUAUUUUUUUCGUCGACAUGCAAUUCGUUCGUAUGUAGCCAGUCUGUCCAUAUUAUCAAUCCAUGUGCUCAGUGGAAUCUUUUUGCGGCUCUUCUAAUUCAUCAAACAAGUCUUUUUUGCUUCUAAUAUAGCACGGUACCCCUCCUCUUCUCAAAUCUGUUUUUCCUCUUUGCAGGGGCGUCAAAUAUUGGUGCAAAUAAAGGUUUCGCUCCACAGCAAUUUCUCCUCCAGCUGCAUCGAGGACUCCGACUACAACAUCUCCCCUUAUAAGCCCUGCACGAGCGAGAGGAUGGUUUUCUAUUUUCCCACCAGCCAGAAGUUCCCACGCAACCCCUGCCCCUGACUCCAGGCACGCGGAGAUGUGAAUUCUGCAAGGUGGACAGAAAGGCUAGAAGCAGCCAAAAUCAAAAUAAAAACUUUAGG
Podarcis lilfordi (Lilford's wall lizard) is the source of this 22591-nucleotide messenger RNA. The record is from the annotation of a GenBank genome assembly. Lineage: Eukaryota; Metazoa; Chordata; Lepidosauria; Squamata; Lacertidae.